This is a messenger RNA of Gaeumannomyces tritici R3-111a-1, 2945 nucleotides long. Its product is annotated as L-fucose-proton symporter. The transcript is spliced from 2 exons. Gene Ontology annotation, molecular function: transmembrane transporter activity. NCBI's taxonomy places the organism in Eukaryota, Fungi, Ascomycota, Sordariomycetes, Magnaporthales, Magnaporthaceae. Gene Ontology annotation, biological process: transmembrane transport. The record is from RefSeq and is a predicted model, not a curated record. Bases 1278 to 2696 code for a protein of 472 amino acids.
UACCCGCACGAGAUAGUAAAGCGCCGGCGGGGGGGAGGAGCAGCCGACGGGUUUUGGCGGGCGGCAAGGGAGGGGGAAGGGAGGGUGCGAUCUCGGCGCUACUAAUGCCUUGGCCCGGCAUUGAGAUGGAUGUGCCGGGGAAAAGGGGAGGGAUGGUGGUGGGUGGCAUGGCAGACAUGGCAGUUUGGCCGGUGCAGCGCUUGCGAGGGUGCGCGUAGUUCCCCGCUUUCUGUUGUGGCCGUGUUUUUCUUUCUCUUUUUUUUUCCCUUGUGAGGUGGGUGUUGAUUCGCUCCAACUUUUCCCCCGUCGCUGGCAAUUUUUCCCGCAGACUCGAGCACUGUCCGCGUGAUACUUGGUCGACAGGACGACAUUGGAACCCCACGUCUCCACCUGCCGGUGAGACAAAGAGGUGACGGUAUCACUGCGAAUUCCGGUCGGUGCAAAUGAGCAGAAGGAGGAGGGCCCCGCUUGUUUCCCCAACUUCUACCAGCAUCCCCGCAGAUCGCCGCAGGUUUUCUUGGCCUUUUCCCUUUCUUCUCCAUGCUGCCCAGAUUGACUGGCCUUUUGGGCUUUUGCCUCUCCACCACCCCGGGACUGGGGGAAAAAGUCUUGGGGCCGUUGAAACCUUGGCUGGCUUGUCGAUUGGCUUUUGCGAAGAGUGGCGUUCACAAGACAUGGACUAGGCAGGCAAAUAAGGUCAGGCUAGCACGUGUGGACAAUGUUCCAGAAGGAGUGAGAUUUCUACCGUGUACCAACUCGGACCCGCACCGGAGAGAAACCGAAAGGGCCGAAAGCAGUUCCCUGACCCCUGGCUCGAGCUAGGGCGUCGGGUCUUGGAGAAGCGGGGAGGGCGCGAGACGACUGCAAGGAGACGAGGCGGCGCUCCAGAGCGGAUGAGACCCCCCCAUGGGAGUUUUGUGGGCGUGGCUUUCAAGCUUUGGCCUGUCCCAUCGGGUCGCUAUGGAGUACGGUAUCUUGGGAGGUGCGUAGGUAUAUGGGUACCAACGACACUGACAGGCUAUGUACUCUCGACGUCGCAUCCAACAUCGGACCGGCCACUUCCCUCACCCCGUCCCUUCUUUACUCCCCCCUCUCCCUCCAUCUUUAUUCUACCUUUCUCUCAGAUACCUUCCUUGCUUCUCCUGAAGAAAAAAAAUCAGGAACCGGCUGGCCAGAGACAAUUUGUCUACUAUUAAAACUGCGAAGCCAAGUCUUGGCACAGACCCUGAUAUCCACCACCCUCACACGUCGCCGCCGCCAGCCAGCCAGCCGCCAUCAUGUUCACGCGCGAGUGGUGGAGCAAGCGCCGGCUCAAGGUCAAGGACGACCAGCCGACCAAGGCGGCCGAGCUGACGCUGCGGCAGUCCAUCUUCCCCAUCUUCCUCGUCACCAUCCUCUUCUUCCUCUGGGGCUUCUCGUACGGCCUGCUCGACACGCUCAACAAGCACUUCCAGAAGACGCUGGGCAUCGACCGCGCCCGGUCCACGGGCUUGCAGGUCGCCUACUUUGGCGCCUACCCGCUCGCGUCGCUGGGCCACGCCGCCUGGAUCCUGCGCCACUACAGCUACAAGGCCGUCUUCAUCUGGGGCCUGUUCCUGUACGGCGUCGGCGCCCUGCUGUGCAUCCCCGCCAUCCUGGCGCGGUCGUUUGGCGGCUUCUGCGCCUGCAUCUUCAUCAUCGGCAACGGCCUCGGCUCGCUCGAGACGGCCGCCAACCCCUUCAUCACCGUGUGCGGCCCGCCGCGCUACUCGGAGAUCCGCAUCAACAUCUCGCAGGCAUUUAAUGGAAUCGGUACCGUCAUCGCGCCCGCCAUGGGGUCGUACGUCUUCUUCACCUUCCAGGACGACCAGGCGCUGGCCAACGUGCAGUGGGUGUACCUGGCCAUCGCCUGCUUCGUCUUCAUCCUGGCCGGCAUCUUCCUCAUGAGCAACAUCCCCGAGAUCACCGACGCCGACAUGGCCUUCCAGGCCGCCGAGACGCACGCUGGCGAGUCGGACCUGCCGUUCAGCAAGCAGUACCGCCUGUUCCACGCCGCCGCCGCCCAGUUCUGCUACACGGGCGCUCAGGUCGCCAUAGCCAGUCUAUUCAUCAACUACGUCACCGAGGCACGCGCCGACACGAGCCCCGCCAUGGGCGCGCAGCUCCUUUCGGGCGCGCAGGCCGCCUUCACCGUGGGGCGGUUCGCGGGCGUGGGGCUCAUGCACUUUGUCAAGCCGCGUCUCGUGUUCCUGGCCUUCUUGUCGCUCGUGGUGGUGUUCCUGAUCCCGGCCAUCGCGACGCGCGGCAACGCGGGCGUGUCCAUGAUGUUCAUCGUGCUCUUCUUCGAGUCCAUCUGCUUCCCGACCAUCGUGGCCUUGGGCAUGCGCGGACUGGGCCGCCACUCCAAGCGUGGGUCCGGGCUGAUCGUGGGCGGCGUCUUUGGCGGCGCUGUCGUGCCGCCGCUCAUGGGCGCCGUGGCCGACAUCCACGGCACUCCCCUGGCCAUGGUGGUGCCCCUGGCGUUCAUGGUGGCGGCGCUCUCGUACGCCGGCGCCGUCAACUUUGUGCCCUGGUAUCGCGACACGGCCGACGCCUUCACGUCGGCCGAGAUCGGCAUCACCAACGCCGGCGCCGCCGACGAGGAGAAUAGCGUCAAGGGCGAGAAGCGCGUGCUGGAGGAGAAGAGGGUCGAGUCUGGCAUGGCGUCGGGCAUCUGAGGUGUAUAGGAGUGGUGGGUGGUGUCGAUGGUGGACAAUAGAGGUAGCUUGUACGUCGCCUUGAUUAUACCCAUUAAGAAGGUGCUGCAGUUCUCUGCUACCGUUUCUAAGCGCAAAUAUUAUUAAGAUGUAAAUGCUAGCUAGUCACGCUUCUCAUGUCGUGCGUCAUGUCCAUGUACCAAAGGAAUGUGUGUCUUGUAUGUGCAGCUGAUCCCAUCUUUCAUCUCACGUCUGCCUCAUUAACAUCCC